AUGUCAAAACUAACUGAGUAUCGCUUAUUGUCCUUUGAUGUGUACGGAACUCUCAUUGACUGGGAGACCGGGAUUCUAGAAGCCUUGAAGCCACUGCUUUCGCAGCUGGAUGAAAGCAACAAGCCGACACGCACGAAGAUCCUUGAUGUAUAUCAUGUACUUGAGAAGGAACAACAGACCAAAACACCAGACAUGCCCUACUCGCAGUUACUAGCGACAGUCUAUCCUAGAUUGGCUGAAAAAUUCGGCCUCCCAAAGGCUUCGACGGAAGCUGCUGAAACCUUCGGCAACUCUGUCGGGAAAUGGCCCGCAUUCCCAGAUACGGUGGAUGCUUUGAACCGAUUGCACAAGUAUUACAAGCUGGUGGUAUUGUCCAACGUUGACAAGGGCUCGUUUGAGAGAACCAAUGCGGGGCCUUUAGGAGCCGUUAAGUUCGACCGCAUCAUCACCGCACAAGAAAUCGGCAGCUACAAGCCGGAUCUGCGCAACUUUGAGUACAUGUUGAAGACGGUGAAGGAGGAGUUGGGUGUCGAUAAAGCUGAGGUCUUACAAACAGCGCAAAGCCAGUUUCAUGACCAUGGCCCGGCCAAGAAGAUGGGGAUCAAGUCAGUGUGGAUCGAGAGGAAUGGAACAAUCGGAAAUCAGGACGAGUUGAUCUUUGAUUGGAAGUUCAAGACGUUGGGUGAAAUGGCUGAUGCGGUGGAAAAGGAGUAG
Exophiala bonariae is the source of this 714-nucleotide messenger RNA. RefSeq lists its product as uncharacterized. Bases 1 to 714 code for a protein of 237 amino acids. The record is from RefSeq and is a predicted model, not a curated record. NCBI's taxonomy places the organism in Eukaryota, Fungi, Ascomycota, Eurotiomycetes, Chaetothyriales, Herpotrichiellaceae. Gene Ontology annotation, molecular function: hydrolase activity, acting on halide bonds, in C-halide compounds. The transcript has a single exon.